This is a messenger RNA of Eriocheir sinensis (Chinese mitten crab), 495 nucleotides long. Its product is annotated as proline-rich protein HaeIII subfamily 1-like. Bases 1 to 495 code for a protein of 164 amino acids. Lineage: Eukaryota; Metazoa; Arthropoda; Malacostraca; Decapoda; Varunidae. The record is from RefSeq and is a predicted model, not a curated record. The transcript has 2 exons.
AUGGGGGUGAAGCCUUCUGUAGGAGUCCGCAGCUACUGGGUGACCCCCGUGACCUGCCCCCUCGCCCCCGUCCCCCACACCCCAGGCCCCGUCCCCCACACCCCCACCAGGCCCCGUGACACCCCAGGCCCCCCAACCCCCCAUGCCCCGUACCCCACACCCCCACCAGGCCCCCCAACACCCCAGGCCCCGUCCCCCACACCCCCACCAGGCCCCGUGACACCCCAGGCCUGGCCCCAAUACCCCAGGCCCCCCAACACCCCAGGCACCGUCCCCCACACCCCCACCAGGCCCCGUGACACCCCUGACCCCAAUACCCCAGGCCCCCCAACACCCCUGGCACCGUCCCCCACACCCCCACCAGGCCCCGUGACACCCCUGGCCCCAUUACCCCAGGCCCCCCAACACCCCAGGCCCUGUCACAAACACCCCUACCAGGCCCCGUCCGAACACCCCACCAGGCCCCGUCCCCCGCCCCGUGCCCCGGCCCCGUAA